CCAAAUUUUCCAUUUUUACUUGAAAACAUUCCUUCAGGUGGCUUGUACUUUUUAUUCUAUAUUUAAGUGUAAAAUUCACGCUAACCACUCUAGUUAUUGAGCAAUUUAGUUAACACUAUUAUACCGUUUUUAUUUGUUUUUUCUUCAAAAUGCAGUACAAUCAAUGGAUGAAAGAAGUCAAUGGUGACAAUUUGGUAUCAAAAUUAUCGAUUCCUGGUACUCAUAACUCUGCUGCUUGCCAUAAUGCUCUACCUUCUGUUCAGUGUCAAGACAAAAAUAUCUCUGAUCAACUAAACAAUGGUGUUCGUUUUUUAGAUGUUAGAUUAUCUAGAAAUCUUAGUUCGGAUAUCACAACAACCAUAACAAAUGCUCUUCCAACUUCUCUCUUUGGCAACAUUAAAAUUCCCCAAAAUAACAAACAAAAUAAAAAUGAUGAUUUAGUGGUUAUUCAUGGAAAAUUCCCUGUCAAGUUGGGUGGUAAUGUUCGAUUUGACGAGGUUUUGAAUCAAACAUACAAAUUUCUUGAUUCAAACCCAUCUGAAACCGUUAUCUUAUCACUUAAACAAGAAGGACAAGGCGAAUGGAACAAUGACAACGAUGAGUUUCCCAAAGUCAUUUAUAACCGUUAUAUUAACAAAAAUAAUGGAUCAUUCAAGAAAUAUUGGUAUUUAAACAACUCGAUUCCAAAAUUGAAUGAUUGCAGAGGAAAGAUUAUUCUCUUGAGGAGAUUUGGACUUCGCAACAAUGAAUUUAAACAGAAAAUUGGUGGCGAUAACAAUCUUGGUAUUAACGCCAGCUUUUGGUCGUAUAAUACAAUUGAUGAUAACCGUGACAAAGUUCGAGUUCAAGAUUUCUGUGAGAUCAAGGAAGUAAAAUCAAUUGGUACUAAAAUCAAUUAUAUUAAAGACCAUUGUAAAAGGUCAGCUGAAUAUCAAAGAUCAGAUUCGAAUCCACCCAAAUUAUUUUUAAAUUUCUGUUCUGCGUCAAAUUUUUUCAAUCAAGAUCUUUGGCCUAAUAAGAUUAAUGAUAUUUUGGUCAAGAAUAAUUUAUCUGAAUCAUUUAGCAAAGGGAAUGGAGUUGUUAUCUUAGAUUAUGUUGGUAAAAACAAUUGGAAAUAUGUGAAAGAAUUGGUUAAUAAAAAUUUUUAAAUGAGAAAAUGAGAAAAUGAGAAAAUGAGAAAAUGAGAUUGAGUUAGAGUAUAGUAGCGAUUUAUUUAGCAAAUAAUAAGAAUGAAACAAAAUGAAAUGAAAUAAAUGAUUAUAAAAUAUUUUCAUCAUCUGAUAAAUUAUCAGUGGUAAUUAGAGAUUUGAUUUUCAAUAGAAUUUUUAGAAACAAUUUGUCAUUUAAAUAAUUUUUAGUUGAGACAGAAUUGUUG
Molecule: messenger RNA, 1375 nt
Organism: Ascoidea rubescens DSM 1968
Lineage: Eukaryota; Fungi; Ascomycota; Saccharomycetes; Ascoideales; Ascoideaceae
Product: phosphatidylinositol-specific phospholipase C
Exons: 1
Coding region: 150-1148 (332 amino acids)
Biological process (GO): lipid metabolic process
Molecular function (GO): phosphoric diester hydrolase activity
Source: RefSeq, a predicted model, not a curated record